Diaporthe batatas is the source of this 2640-nucleotide messenger RNA. RefSeq lists its product as uncharacterized. The record is from RefSeq and is a predicted model, not a curated record. The transcript has a single exon. The coding region runs from base 1 to 2640 and encodes 879 amino acids. Lineage: Eukaryota; Fungi; Ascomycota; Sordariomycetes; Diaporthales; Diaporthaceae.
AUGCCGCGAGUCUUACUCAGCACUCGACAGUCGCAUCAAGGCAUCUCAAGACUCAUCUGGAACCCGCGGCUACAUCUCAGAGGCGUUUUUCAGCAUGAUGGAUCCCGUGUGGCCCUCGCGCUCGUCAGGCGAGCCACGUCGGUCGCGUUCACAUCCCCGGCUUACUCGCAAUCCCCGGCCUCGGCAAAAAAGGCAAACAAGGCUGCGCAGGUGAUAGCUGUGGAGGACCACGCGGGCGUGCCUGCGGACGAGGUCACCUCAUUUUCCAAGGAACUUAAGGAGGGCAUCGCCGAGACGAUUUCCAGAAAGCGCGCGCAGUCCGCGACGAAGCCACCCACUGUUCUUCACUACCCAACUCUAGGUUCACCCCUCUACGGCAAAUGGCAAUCUUUGUCAGUGGACCACGAGCGACUGCUCAUCGAGUCCGACGUCAACGUCUCGGACAGUCGGCUUGUGAGACUGGUCGAUCAGCCCGGCAACGAGAACGACAUCGAGCUGUGGAGCUGCCUCCUGGAGUUCUGCCAGCGAUUGAUGGGUCGAGACGGCGUCGUAAUGAUAUGGCAGUCUCUUUCGAAGCGGCGAAACCUCUAUCAAGUGGACGGCCCCUUGGCCCAGGCAUUCUGGGGCACCAUCAUCAACGCAGCUGUGACCAACGACACCUUGCUGCGGGAGGUGGUUGCAUACGGAGAGUGGCUCCUUGAGAACCACGAAGCACACUGGCCCCAGCUGUACACAACGGUCAUGUCUCACAUGCUGUUGAACCGCCCCAAGGCCGAGACUCUACGUUGGCACAUGACUUUGAGUUCUUCGUUCGCGCCCACAGAGGUCGAGUUCGUGGGCUUGUUGAAGAGGUUCAUCAUGGAUCCCGCGCCCGAGAUGCAGGAGACGCUGCAGCUGCUCUAUUCGUGGAGCCCGCACCGCAAACUCUACGACAUCAUAAUACCGCACCUGUACGCAGAAGGCCAUGCUUACCUGGCCAGCCAGUGGCGACGACUCCUCGUUGACCAUGGGGAUAACCCGGCGAGCCUCGCCGCCCGGCCGUUCCUGCGGUAUGUGGGUGCAUACUACCCGCAAACAUGGUUGUCCGAGGAAGAGCUCUCUAUUGCUGGGCUUGUGCUCCAUGAUCGAGCAGGUUCUGAAGGAGGGACAGUCAGCGACGGCCUGCCAGUUGAGGCAGCUAUAAAUGGCCAGAACCUCAGCUACCUCGUCAAUCGGGUGCAUGGGGAGACGUUUGGCAUCCGCGAGAAGACCUACAAUGACAAGCUAGGGUCGAAAUGGUUUGCGAGCACUUGGGUUUCGCUCGACUUUGCCAUUAGCGUCGUCUACACGAUGGGCAUCACCAGGAUAGGGCCGUUAUCCUUGCAGUCCAUCGCACUGCGAGAGGGCAACGCGGAGGGUGUUCUCCAUCGAUUGGAUCAACUACGGCAGUAUAGGAUUCGGUUGCCUAACACUGACUACGUGUCUGCCAUCCGGUACUACGCCAGGAUCGGCGAUGAUGAAGCUCUUCAGGAGCUGCUCCACUGCGACAUCCACCCGGACAUCUUCGAAGACGAGCUGGCACAGCAAGAACUCCUCAACCAUUGCCUAAACGCAGGAGAAUGGGGAACCUACCAACUGAUCCUCAAAACCAAAUUCGCAGUGGCAUCGUAUUCGGUAGCUAUCUCAAGCGAUAAGGUCCUCCAUUCAUGUGCAAGCCAGGGUAACGGCCCCAUGGCUUUGGCACUCCUCCAGGGGCUGUGCUCGCGCAACCUCCACCCGGCGCCGAUGACAAGCCACCUGCUCUCAAGCUUCGUCAUACAGAACCUGUCGCCACACGCCGACGUGCAGUACCCGCGGCCGCACGUCGACCUCCAGGUCUCGCUGUGCCGAGAGCUGUCCAGGACCCGUUUCCCGCCGGCGGUCGAGGCCUGGCGGGUGCUGCUGUCCCGGCUCGGGCGGGACCAUAGGCUCGCCGAGCUCGAGCGGCUCUCCGCCGACAUAGUGAGGCUGUUCGUGGAGUAUACCAGGUCCGACACGCCCAUGUGGAUCUCCCACAUGGCGGACGUGCCGGAGCUCCUCCGCUCCGAGUCGCCCUACCCGCACUUCCAAAAGCUCCCGCGCGACCUCCCCCUGCACCUCGAGGGCCACCCGCUCCGCCAGAUCUUCGACCCCAAGCUCCAGGGCGCCAUCGUGAGGUGGGGCUUCACCAAUACCAGCUACACCCCCGCGGCCGAGGAGGCCGCGCACGCCCUCCUCCUGCAGGACGAGGAGGGCGGCGGCGGCGGCGGCGGCGGGUCCACGGAGCCGGCCGACUUCCACUUCGCCCGGGGGAUCCGGCUCCUCGCCAUGCUGCGCGACCAGGGGCUGCACGUGUACGACAAGCGGGUGCUGAAUCAGGCACUCCUCCGCCUCACGGACCUGUACCGCGGCGGCGGCGACGCACGGUAUGAGUGGAUCGGAGGGAGCGUGGACGAGAAGCGGAGGCGGCUGAGCAACCAGCUCAGCUUGGCACAGGCGAAGAGGCUCUGUGACCUGGCCUGGGGCAGGGAAUUGUUGCCCGACCUGCCCGAGCUCAUGUCUGUCAUGGAGGACGCGAUGAGGCGGGACAAGCUGAAAGAGAUUCAAGCACGAGUGGACGAAAUCAAACGGAGCUCGUGGUAG